AUGGGCUUCGUUGUAGUCUUUCUGUUGGGAGCGACACCGUACCAGGAAGUACAGAGGAAGGUGUCGGCAGAGCACGACAUUCACGGCGACGUCGUCCAAGGUGACUUCGUCGACAGCUACGAGAACCUUACUUGUAAGAGUGUGAUGCUGCUCCGCUGGGCCCGAGAAAAGUGCUCAGAUACUGACUUUGUGCUCAAGAUAGACGACGACGUUCUGCUCAGUGUGUGGGACCUCGCUGUCGUAGCGAACAGUUUGGGAGGAGUCAAGCGCUCAAUGUGGGGUUAUCUGUAUCGCGGCUUCCGACCCCAUCGGAACGUAGCUUCCAAGUGGUACGUGUCUAGGGAUAAAUACGGGCCAGAUACGUAUCCGGACUUCCUCUCGGGCACGGGAUAUCUGAUUUCGAGUGACGCCAUCUCCGCACUAGAGGACGUUACUCACGACGAGUGCUUCUUUACUCUCGAAGACAUUUACAUGACCGGUAUCGUCGCGGAAAGAGCGCAAGCUGACCUGCCACUCGUCCCCACGGCUACACCAGCGGCCGCUGCAAGCUCUUGCAGCAGCCAGGACGAGGCCUUUGACCCCACCAGAGAAGAGGUCGGCAGGACCUCUUUGGCCUCUGAGCUGUCCCGGCUGGUGCCAGGUCUAGGAGAGGCCUCCAGUGUGGCCACGUUAGGGGAGGGUAGGACAGCCGUGGCUGCUCCCACCGUGGGGGCGAGGGGCGGUCGCCUCAGCGCACUACGCGUGGCCUGGACGGCCGCCUGA
Messenger RNA from Rhipicephalus microplus (southern cattle tick), 762 nucleotides. RefSeq names its product N-acetyllactosaminide beta-1,3-N-acetylglucosaminyltransferase 4. Gene Ontology annotation, biological process: protein O-linked glycosylation. Gene Ontology annotation, molecular function: hexosyltransferase activity. The record is from RefSeq and is a predicted model, not a curated record. Gene Ontology annotation, cellular component: Golgi membrane. Lineage: Eukaryota; Metazoa; Arthropoda; Arachnida; Ixodida; Ixodidae.